CAGACGCGUCUCCGAUAUCACGAACUAACAUACAUUUCAGUAUCUACAUAACGUUUUAUUUGCCUGAAAUAUAUACGUAAAUAUAAGUAUAUGAUUGGAUACGGGAAUAUCGCUUCCCCAAAUUGACUUUCGUAUUUACGGCACCAAUUCCUGGGUCUCGUAAGUGGUUUGAGUGUGGAAGCUUUGAGAACUAUUCGUAAUAUCACGUUAUCUAAUGAUGAUUGAAGUAUAACAUCUUUUCGGACAGUGUUAUGUAGGCGGGGAAGCGGUAGGUACUAUAGGUACGUACCGCGUGAAUGGACGGGCGCAAGAUCGAUAUAGCGGAGUGCGCAGGUCCGUUUGGCUUCGGAACCCAGCUGGUGGCAUUGCAUCCUGCCGCGAAGACCGAUCUAAAACCCGCGUCUCAGUGACUAUCGAGGGACACAAGUGAUCUAUUUCAAAACGGAAAUGUUCCGGUUUUAUUGGCGGUUCUAAACGAUGUAAUGGGCCGAAUGUGUUGGCGGGAGGCUCUGUGGGCGCUGGCGUUGUUUAGUACGCUGGCGCCCUCGCAUGCCGAUGGGAACAUAGGUUGCUUGUUCAGCUCGUCUCUCUGCAUAGAGGGAGUGGAGUGGUGUUAUGACGACUUUGCAUUCGGGAAGUGCAUUCCUGUCUACGAAAGUGAACCCGAAGAAGGGGCCCUUUACCGAUAUGACAUGAGCUCGUCGCAGCUGCAGUGGUUUGAAAGGGAACUGCAGCAGCUGGCAACACGUGGAUACCGAUGGGAGCAUGCGUACACACAGUGCGUGCUACAAAGCAUGCUGUAUGCACUUCGUCGGCAUUUGAAUCCGGCUAACGUGAAUUCUAAAUUAUGUGACCAUUUCACUGAUCCCAAGCUAAAUACUGCACCGCCAGGAGAAGGCGACGAAACCAUUGAAAUUGAUCCCGACGAGACAGCCUAUGUACGAUUCACGCCAAACUCACAACUAGCAGACUCCGAUUAUGCAAAUGAGGUAUACAAUCCUCCUUUCACACCAGAAGAAGACCCAUCAACGUAUUUAGCACAAGGAGAAGUGCCAGUUGUUAAUGAUGAUCUGGAAGCCGGAGAUACUCCGAGUGACAAAUUACGGGACUUGAUGCUUAUGACUGGUAUUGAAGAAUCGCCAGUUAUUAUGCCUUUUGAAGGCUUUAGAGAACGCAUACAAGCAGAACAAAUGGCAAGGGAUGCUAUAGAUUCAGUUCCUAGUGAAUUUGUUGAUAAAGAAAAAAAGUCUCUAGCAGAGACGAAGAUUGAACGGCCUAGUAGCGAUAAUGAUUUGAAGGAUGAAGAACGAUUAGGAGCUCAUUUUAGGCAGUUUAAAACCAAACCCCUGCCAAACACCGCUGAAUACAUUGUUAGCAAUCAAUUCUCACCUUUGGAUGCCGAGGUGCGCUCAAAUGCUUUAGAGAAGUACAAACAAAGUUUUGCUGAAAAGAAUUUUCCUUUCGAAUAUGAAAACCCAGGUGAUAUUCAAGAACAAAGAGUUUAUUAUGAAGAGGACGGUGCUGAUGAGUUCCCUAUUGAUGCUGGCAGUGGGGAUUUAGAUUCCUAUCAUGGAAAAGAUUCUAAUACCAAACUACGAAAUCCUAAGUAUAGAGAAUAUUUGAUGAACUAUUGGCGUGACAUAACCGCAGCCCGACUAAAUGCAAAAGAAAAUCUGUAUGCUGAAGGAGGUCCUUUAAAACCUGACGAACUUCAGGGUGAAAAUACAAAUUUUUAUUUAUCGGAAGAUUUUCAAGAUUUACUUAAUAGAGAAUGGGGCUUUAAGCGUAGGGAAAGAGAUGAUGUUAAAAAGCCUGGUCCGCGUCUGGACGCGAAAACUUUAAUGAUAUUAUACAACAAUAAAUCAGGGACAGCACGAAAAUCCAAUCAACAGCAUUCGAACAAACCAAAUCAUAACCACAACGAUUAUGACUAUGACCCGUCGUACACAUUCGUCACUUUCCAUAAUAGGUUCCUUACAGACUGGGCGACGGGCAUGUCUUUUAUCGAAAGACUUGAACAGAUGCUGGGCUUAGAGAAAAAUACUUUUACCAAUCCUCGGGUCGACCCAUACGAAGUGACUUUUAAAGUAGAAAAAAAUAGUAAGGGAUACGAUGCUGCCGAAGUGGGAAAGAGGAUCGAUGCAAUCAAAGACCAAGUUAGAGUAGAAACAGGAGCACAAAUCGAUACUAUUGGCAUCGGAGAUAGGAGUAAACAUCCGGUCAUAAGCCACCCGAUCGUUCAAGAACCUCGAUUCUUCGGAUUGUCAUUACCAGUUCUUUUUGCUCUCAUUGGAAGUAUGUCUGUGCUUAUCGUUGGUGCGGUGAUUGUUGCGGUAAUGUUGAGACAUGACAUAGUUGGAUCUAAACGGAAGAUGCAAGGACUAUCUUCAGCUGCCGAAAUAGAUGCAGAAGCCACCAGAGAUUAUCAGCAGACGACAGCUGCCCCUUCGCACACAGCCGAACCACCGCAACGUAUCACGUCACUCUCUCGAGAACCUGAUGGAAACUCGCCGUCUACUCGCUCCAGCACUUCUUCAUGGAGUGAGGAACCGGCCCUUACUAAUAUGGAUAUAUCGACUGGACACAUGGUUUUAGCAUACAUGGAAGACCAUCUCCGCAAUAAGGACCGUCUUGAGCAAGAGUGGCGAGCUCUAUGCGCCUAUGAGGCUGAACCAUGUGCCACUAAUGCUGCAUUAAAGCCAGACAAUAAUGGGAAGAAUCGCUACGCUGACAUGUUGCCCUACGACCAUUCGAGGGUCACACUUAAUAUGCUGUCCAACCAUCUCGGAUCUGAUUAUAUUAAUGCGUCUACCAUCACCGACCACGAUCCUCGUAAUCCUGCAUAUAUCGCCGCUACUGGUCCUCUUGCGCACACAACCCCUGACUUCUGGCAGUUGGUCUGGGAACAAGGAAGUGUCGUGAUGGUCAUGCUUACUCGCCUCACUGAGAACGGCCAGCAACUUUGCCACCGAUAUUGGCCAGAAGAGGGAUCUGAACUGUACCACAUCUACGAGGUGCAUCUAGUCAGCGAGCAUAUCUGGUGUGACGACUACUUGGUACGCAGCUUUUACCUGAAGAACCAACGCACAGGCGAAACCCGAACCGUUACCCAAUUCCAUUUCCUAUCCUGGCCAGAGAACGGCGUGCCAUCUUCUACCAAGGCUUUGCUUGAAUUUAGGAGGAAAGUGAAUAAAUCGUAUCGUGGAAGGUCUUGUCCGAUUGUCGUCCAUUGCAGUGAUGGAGCCGGCCGCACAGGCACGUAUUGUCUCAUCGACAUGGUGCUGAACCGCAUGGCCAAGGGCGCUAAAGAGAUUGACAUCGCCGCAACCCUGGAGCACAUCCGUGACCAACGACCACGCACCGUCGCGACAAAACAGCAGUUCGAGUUCGUACUGAUGGCUGUUGCUGAGGAGGUACACGCAAUACUAAAAGCGUUACCUGCGCAUUUGCAACAACUGCAAGAGAAGAAAGAAAAGGAGAAAGAAAAGGAAAAGGAGGGCUCUGAAAAGGAAAAACCAAAUUAAACGCUCGCUUUCGCCAACAUGACUUUGUUACUUCGGAUAGAUUAGUGUCGGCUUCACUGAAGCAAAUUACGCAUCAAAACUAAAAAUGGCAAAAAAAAUAUUUCACACAAAUUUUAAAACGAAUAAAAUAUUCGUUUUCCUAAUAAGAACCAAAGGUAUAGAGCUGACACUGAUAUGACUCCGAAAAAAAAAACGUUACAUUAUAAUCUUAUUAAUACUAUACUAGUCGUUCAAACAUUUUUAUUCGGUCCAAGUUGAGACCCAUGCUGACAUUUUUAUUACUUAUUGAGUCAAACAUUGCUAAUUCAAUAAUAAUAUGCUUAGAACUAUGCUAAGAGCUUCUUAGUCAAAUAUCAUGUACUAAAAGUACUCAGGUAUAGUAAGUAUAUAUAAUCAUUUACUAAAGUCCGCAAUAUUUCCCAUGUACACAAAGCGAACAUUAAUUUCAAACUUAAUAAGUAAACUUAGCACCAAUUGCUAUUUUUAAUAUGUUACUAGUUUUAAAGCUCAUUGGUCUAUAUCCUAUAUCUGAAAUUAAUCGUACAAGCUUGUAAGAUCAGAAUAUUCUCAACUUGGGCCAAAUUAUAUAAUGAAAUUAUAUUUAAUUAUGUGUGUUUUGCAUGAAGCUUCAAAUAUUAUGUUCACAACAUUUUUAUACCUAUUAUAUUAUUCCGUAUUGUAUAUUUAGGUAUUAUAUUUUGCUGAUGUACGCAGA
Molecule: messenger RNA, 4239 nt
Organism: Pararge aegeria (speckled wood butterfly)
Lineage: Eukaryota; Metazoa; Arthropoda; Insecta; Lepidoptera; Nymphalidae
Gene: IA-2
Product: receptor-type tyrosine-protein phosphatase N2
Exons: 23
Coding region: 483-3524 (1013 amino acids)
Biological process (GO): protein dephosphorylation
Cellular component (GO): secretory granule
Molecular function (GO): protein tyrosine phosphatase activity
Source: RefSeq, a predicted model, not a curated record